This is a messenger RNA of Cydia splendana, 1266 nucleotides long. RefSeq lists its product as uncharacterized. The record is from RefSeq and is a predicted model, not a curated record. The transcript has 3 exons. Bases 178 to 1266 code for a protein of 362 amino acids. NCBI's taxonomy places the organism in Eukaryota, Metazoa, Arthropoda, Insecta, Lepidoptera, Tortricidae.
AGUCAUAUAUUUAGUGAUUGUUGCAUAUGUAUGUGUGCUCACGCACACACCCACCGCGCUAACUUACGAAUACACGUCAGUACGCUAACAGCAAGCAGUUGUUUCACUUGUCUCACCCCCACGUAUCUAUCACUGGCGACGACUACCCACAUAGCAAAAAAGAUAAAAUAACGGAAAAUGUCUGGUGCUACGAGUACUUUCGGCUUAUUGUCUUCGUUCGACCACACUACCCAGUCUUGGGAGACGUACAAAGGACGUAUUGCGCAGUGGUUCAUCGCGAACGAUAUCGACGACACCAAAGAUGCCGGGGGACAAAAGAGACGAGCGAUCCUCCUUAGCGCACUCAGUGACGGCACGUACAAGCUCGCGGCGGACCUUGCGUUACCGAAGGAGCUGCAGACCGUGCCAUACGAAGAUAUCGUCAAGCUGCUGGACGGCCACUUCACUCCGAAACGCUGUGGAUUCGGCGAACGAUACAAAUUUUACGCGGCUACGCAGCAGUCGGGGGAGACAUUUCCACAAUGGGCGGCACGGUUGCGCGGGUUAUCGGCGCACUGUGGUUUUAAAAAUGUGGAAGAAUCUCUUCGCGACAAGUUCGUCAUGGGAAUGUUAUCCGGGCCGGAGAAGGAGAAGCUCUUUGCGCGGGACCUUACGGUGCUCACUCUCGCCAAGGCCGUGGAGGCAAAUGGUAAAUUUAAGUGGUGCCGAGGCACAAUUGUCAAAAAAGUUGGUAAAGUUGUUUAUAUAGUAAAAGACAAUAUAACUUCAAAAACAUUUAAAAAGCACAAAAACCAAAUUGUGUUAGAUAAAGGGCACGAUUGCGCUUACCCUAGUUAUUGGGAUGAAGACAUAGAAUUCCGGGACGAUGACACAUCAUCGCCCCGCCCGCCUACGCCGAGCGAGGAACUGCAGCCUAGCACGGGGGAGGAAGGAGAACGGACAGUGGUUCUAGAUCCACACCCUGCAUCAUCAGAGCUUCCCGAGCCAAUCAGCACGCCACAGGGGUCCAUACCUGGAGGUCAGUCCGAAGAAGAUGACGAAUUCCUGGAGGCCCUGCCUGGUCCGUUUCAAAACAAGAAACUAAACCUUGACCUGACAACUCCGGCUGCGGAGUGCACCGCGCCCCCCGCCCCCGCUCUGUCAGCGCGCGCGCAACGAGCGACGAGGCGGGCGGCGCGAUCAGUGCACGAGUUGCAGCCGCCGCGAGCACUCGAGCCUGAGGAAGGACCCCCGACGGGCCCGAAACAUGUCGCCAAUAGCGACUAA